Molecule: messenger RNA, 162 nt
Organism: Prorocentrum cordatum
Lineage: Eukaryota; Dinophyceae; Prorocentrales; Prorocentraceae
Source: the annotation of a GenBank genome assembly
CCGCCUCCUGCGCAGCCAUGUCGCUUGGACGUGUCGCCGCCGUGGUGGCGCUGGCGGGCCGCGCGGCAUCCCUCGUGGUGCACCAGGCCCCUGGGUUGGCUGGCCCAGGCUCAGACAUCUUCAACACGUCGAGGGUCGCCAUCCAGUGGAGCGAGACGAGGC